UAGCAUUUAUUAAACAAUAAUAUCAUAAAAAGAAAAAAAAAUUAAGUAUUCUUGUUUAUAAGGUAAAUCUUCACGAGGCCCGUGUUGCAUGCCCUGUAAGUUUACCUGAAGAGAAUCUCAGCUGCCGUAAGCUUAAUUGAGCUUAUCAUUGGUCAUUUCGUCGACUGAGAUAAGAUUUUCUCAAACUGAUAAAAUGGUUUACCUUGGCGUUGUACGUUCAAAUAAUGUUUCAUUAGUCUAAUUGUGCAUCUCAGAUAAUCAACAAUGACCAUAGAAAAUGUUCCCGGUACCGAAGCAGGGGCAGUCAAGGAUAGAGACGCCGGGUGGAAGUUCUGGAAAACAAGGCGUUACAUGGUAGUCUUGAUGACCCUACUUGGCUUUCUCGGCUGCUAUUCAAUAAGAGUCUGCCUGAGUGUAGCUAUAGUAGCGAUGACUGAGAAAUUCAAUACAACCUUAGAAAAUGGGACAAUAAUCGAGGAUCAGCAUUUUGACUGGAAUUCCAAGGAACAGGGACUAAUCCUUAGUUCAUUCUUCUACGGCUACGUCUUCACUCAAGUUCUGGGAGGUGUAUUGGCUUCGAAGUUUGGUGGUUACUAUAUUUUCGUUUCUGGCGUUGGAGGAUCAUCUCUCAUGGCUCUCCUAAUCCCAGUUGCUGCAUCUUUCAGUAUUUACAUGUUAAUGACUGUUCGCAUCCUGGAAGGAUUGUUUGAAGGCGUAACUUUUCCAGCGAUGCAUGCCUUGCUUAGUCGUUGGGCCCCUGUUUGUGAACGUUCCCGUAUGGUUAGUCUCUGUAUUUUGGGUUGUCAUGGGGGAACAGUUAUUGCUAUGCCUCUAUCAGGAGUCUUAGCAGCAUCCCUUGGAUGGAAAAGUGUAUUCUAUUUCUACGGAUGCUUCGGAACUCUAUGGUGCAUAAUCUGGUUUCUAUUGAUAAGAUCAUCUCCAGAAAAUGAUCGCUUCAUCUCCAAAGAGGAAAGUCUGUACAUCGCCAAGAGUUUAGGAAACGAAAACGGACCUAAAGAAAAGAUCAAACAUCCUUGGAAUAAGAUUUUGACAUCAACUGCCGUUUGGGCAAUUGUGAUAUCGCAUAUUGCAGGAAACUUCGGAUUCACAGUGUUCCUUACUCAAAUGCCGACAUUCUUUGCGGAUAUUCUCGAGUUCAAUGUACAGGAUUCAGGGAUCAUCUCAGCCAUCCCUUACCUGACUAUGAGCUGCCUUUUGGUAUUUGGAGGAUAUCUUGCAGAUUGGUUGCAAAUCAGGGGAUUUUUGAACACAACUCAUGUACGAAAAUACUUCACUUCUGGAGCACUUCUAGCACAAUGCGCCUUUAUCCUUUUAGUUGCGUUUAUUGUUAGUCCAGCAGGGAUUAUUACUUUCCUGACAUUGACCGUAGGUUUUGCAGGCCUAGCCAAUGUUGGUUAUAUGAUAAACCCUCUGGACUUGGCCCCCAAACAUGCUUCUGUAAUCAUGGGAAUUUCUAACACAAUAGCUAACAUUCCUGGUUUCAUCAGCCCUUCCGUAGUAGGACUAAUUGUGACCGAUAAGUCGAAAGAGCAGUGGCAGAUUGUAUUCUUCAUCGUAGUUGGAAUUAAUGUAAUAGGAUGCCUUUUCUACUGGUUUUUCGCUAAAGGAGAUUUGCAACCCUGGGCUGUUUCAUCAUCAACUGAUCCAGCGGAAUCCGUCAAUGUCAACGACUCUGAGAAAAAUAUUGCUGGAAAAACUUUAUGAUGCCGUUUAAAACUUUAAGAGUCUAAGGCAAAGAUACAUGCAUCAUCGUUAUCGUGGACUUUUUUUUUCAAUCUCAGUUUUUGUAGCCCUAAAAGAAAUUGAACUUGAUGUGAUCGAAUCCAAACUUUGGAGGAAUGCGUUUUGACACUCAUAAAUUAAGAAUAUGAUAGUCGUAAAAAUUUAUUUUCAUGAUUCUUGUUCAUCAGUAAUAUACAGUAUUUGAUAAAAAAAAUCGAAUAUGGUUUGUGUAGUAAAAUAAUGAUGUUAAUAUUCUUCUUCCCCUGUUUCCUCUCCAAGUAUCGUGUCGUCAUAAUCAAUAGAUCAAUUAGCAAAAACAAGAAUACCAAAUAGUAUGUUGGGAUUUAUAUUUUGAACUAAAUAUAAAGAAUGUCUCUUAACAUUCCGAUCCGUAGUCUUCCUUCCGUACUUGAUAUUCAUCCUAACAUAUUUCCGAUUCCUAUAAAUAUUUCCUAAACUGACUUGGCCUGCAGAGCAAUACAUCCAGGAAUUUUAUUGGGAUUCUAGGAUGCAAGCCUAUAUUCUCAGAGGUAAAGUGGCGCACUUUUAAGGGUCUUAAAUACUUCUACACUGAAAAAAAUAUUUCGUGAUUUGGUUUGUAAAUGUUUGUGAAAUCCUAUUGGGGACUUAUGAAAAUCAACAAUAAAAAAAUAAAACUGGGAAACAUAA
Phlebotomus papatasi is the source of this 2412-nucleotide messenger RNA. Its product is annotated as vesicular glutamate transporter 1-like. The transcript has 4 exons. Gene Ontology annotation, molecular function: transmembrane transporter activity. Lineage: Eukaryota; Metazoa; Arthropoda; Insecta; Diptera; Psychodidae. The record is from RefSeq and is a predicted model, not a curated record. Gene Ontology annotation, cellular component: plasma membrane. Bases 265 to 1725 code for a protein of 486 amino acids. Gene Ontology annotation, biological process: monoatomic anion transport; transmembrane transport.